AGCGAGGAUGGCCAUUCAACCACUUCCACAGCCCAGCAAGAGGGAAUCACUGCCUCAUCAUGAAGUCAGUACAGAUUUUGAUCUUGGUCCUGCUGGCCCUAGGAGCAUGGGCUGCUCAGAAUGCAGUAGAGAAGCCUGGGGACUGCCCAAAUUUCCGCCAGGUGUUGUCAGAUAAAACUGAGUGUAAAGAGAUGUGCAACGGUGAUAACAGCUGUUCCCAAGACCUGAGAUGCUGCCGACAAGGCUGCAACUGGCUGUGUAUGAACACUACUCAAGAGAAAGACGGCAGGUGCCCCCUGGAUACCUUUACUUCCUCCUCCUCUGAGGAGCACCGUCUCAAUCGGCUUUGCCCUAAGACAUGCUACUCUGACCUGGACUGCAAUGGGGAGGCCAAGUGUUGUGCCAGCUCCUGUGGCCGAACCUGUACCAAGCCGAUCAGAGUUAAGUCUGGUCAGUGUCCUGCUGUGGCCAAGAUUUGCCCCAGGAAUAACUGGGUCUACACCUGUCGGUCUGAUGAUGAUUGCCAGGGAGAGAGAAAGUGUUGUUUCUUUGGCUGUGGUCGGAGGUGUAUGGAGCCUUUCCGAGAGGAGCAAGAAGCAGUAACCAGACGCUUUAACCAAGAGGAAAACACCGUCCUAUCCCUCUAAGAACUGAACCAAGACAACCCACAGUCCCGCUGGUUACUCCUUGAAGCCCAGAUAUCUUUUUUUCCUUGGGGUUCCAACCCCUUUGGGUUAAUAAAGGCAUUGACUCUGAA
Sarcophilus harrisii (Tasmanian devil) is the source of this 757-nucleotide messenger RNA. Its product is annotated as whey acidic protein. Lineage: Eukaryota; Metazoa; Chordata; Mammalia; Dasyuromorphia; Dasyuridae. Gene Ontology annotation, molecular function: peptidase inhibitor activity. The record is from RefSeq and is a predicted model, not a curated record. Gene Ontology annotation, cellular component: extracellular region. Bases 60 to 647 code for a protein of 195 amino acids. The transcript is spliced from 5 exons. Gene Ontology annotation, biological process: innate immune response; antibacterial humoral response.